This is a messenger RNA of Aedes aegypti (yellow fever mosquito), 375 nucleotides long. Its product is annotated as histone H2A. The transcript has a single exon. Lineage: Eukaryota; Metazoa; Arthropoda; Insecta; Diptera; Culicidae. Gene Ontology annotation, molecular function: protein heterodimerization activity; DNA binding; structural constituent of chromatin. Gene Ontology annotation, cellular component: nucleosome. The record is from RefSeq and is a predicted model, not a curated record. Bases 1 to 375 code for a protein of 124 amino acids.
AUGUCUGGCCGCGGCAAAGGAGGCAAAGUUAAGGGAAAGGCAAAGUCCCGUUCCAACCGUGCAGGAUUGCAGUUCCCGGUCGGUCGUAUCCACCGUCUGCUCAGGAAGGGCAACUACGCCGAGCGAGUUGGUGCUGGCGCUCCAGUCUACUUGGCUGCCGUCAUGGAAUAUCUGGCUGCUGAAGUUCUGGAAUUAGCGGGAAACGCUGCUCGUGAUAACAAGAAGACCAGAAUCAUUCCCCGUCAUCUGCAGUUGGCCAUCCGUAACGAUGAGGAAUUGAACAAACUGCUGUCUGGCGUUACCAUUGCACAGGGUGGUGUGUUGCCAAACAUUCAGGCUGUUCUGUUGCCCAAGAAAACCGAAAAGAAGGCCUAA